GCUUGCUCUGAGACUAAAAAAAGCAUGUAAAGCUUAGGCAACAAGCAGGGGCUAACUAUGGACAUUCAGUGCGCCACCCCAGAGACAGCGCCUGCGAGGCCUGCGGGUCUAGACAGUACUGGGACAAGCAAAAAUCUUAGAACCUGUCUGGUCGCCAAAUUCCACUCAACAAAAUCAUCCUCAGCAUUGCCGUGAGAACUUCCAUCCCCCCCAGCGACCUAGUCUACAGAUAUGAGUACUCAGCUCUCUGAACGCGACAAGAAGAAGCGUGACGAAGCCAACGUCAAGAUUCUGCAGGAGUUGCUGACGCUUCCGGAUAAUCAAUGCUGCGCGGAUUGCAACGAGCGCGGGCCAAGAUGGGCGUCAACGAACCAUGGUGUAUUCUUAUGCAUCCGAUGCGGAGGUCUUCAUAGGAAGUUAGGAACGCACAUAUCCAAAAUCAAGUCCAUUACGCUGGAUUCAUGGACGCCAGAGCAGAUCACGCACAUGAAAGAAUGGGGAAACAGGAAGGCAAAUGAGAAGCUCCUCGCGGGUGGAGCUCCUCCGGCACCGGCGCACAGUGACCAGGAGAUGGAGCAGUAUAUUCGGAACAAGUAUGAGAAGCGAAACUUUGAAACCAGCGGGGGCGCGAACCAAAGUGUCAACAUGAACCUCUCCCGCGAUGCCAACACAUACGCCAGCCAGUUGCGCACCUUGCAGGGCAUGGGCUUCACAGAUCAGAUCGGAAACCUUGGCGCUUUGAAACGUGCCAAUGGAAACAUGGACAAAACGGUCGAGUAUCUCCUUGCGAAGCAGUCUAGUUCCUCUCCCUCCGGAUCCGCAUCCCAGCCUAGCCGGGAUACCUCGCGUUCGACUACUUCGGCCCCGGCGCCUCGACAGCAAGCGCAGACGCAGCCUGGGGGAAGAUCCCCCGCCAUGCAGGCCGCGCUCAAGGCGCUGGAGGCCAUGGGCUUCCACAACGAGGAUGAGAACAUCCAGGCCCUCGCCGCGUCGAAUGGGCAGGUUGAGACUGCGGCGAACAAGCUGCUUGAUCUCAAGAACCGCCGUGGCCCGUCGCAGCCGUCUGCAAACUCGGCCAGCAAUGCUCAGCCGGUCAUUCCGCCUCGGAAUGAUUCGUCGACUCCCAAUCAGUUUGUUCUGGAACCUCCAUCGUCGUCGAAAAGGGCUGUUGCUAAUCGUCAGCAAGCCGCUGGCGACUUCCAGACGGCGAAUGCAGCAACUCAGCAGGCCGCGCCCUCGAACGACCCGUUCGGAGGCUUUGGUGCGGAUCUCUUCGCCCCACCAGUUGCUGCUGACCAGCAACAGCAGCAAGCUCAGCAAGGAUUUUCGCAAUCCUCAGCUAGUCUGAUCCCGCCGCCCUCUGGGACCAACCUGGCGCCUCAGCAACCCAAAGGUGUCGCGAAAGACAGCAUCAUGUCCUUGUUCAAUCAACCCGUGCAGAAUCAACAAGGCAUGUUUGGGGGUAUGGGGCAGCAAAUGGGAGGCUUUGGCGGAAACGUCGGGUACGGUAACCCGAUGCAGGGCGGUUUCCAAGGUGCUCAAGGUGGGCAGUUCAACAACUAUGGCGGAGGGCCCCCGCAGCAGAGCCAGCAGCAGGUGUUUCAGAACCAGUUCCAGCAACAACAGCAGGCUGUAAGGGCUGGUAACAAUCCGUUCGCUCCCCAGCAGCAGCAACAGCAGUGGGGACAACAGCAACAGUUCCAACAGCAGCCGCAACAGCAACAGUUUGGGUACCACGGUCAGUUCCAGCCUCAACAACAGCAACAAUUGUACGCAUAUGGUCCAGGUCAGGGACAGGCUAUACCGCGUACAGCACACGAUCUGCCUUUCGGUGCUUCUUCCCAACAACAGCAGCAGCCGUUGCAAGCUCAGAAGCCGCAGCAGCCGGAUCCUUUCGCGGAUCUAGGACCGUCUUUCAACAAUAACGCUGUAACGCAAGGACAAGCACCUAACCGCAAUCAAGCCCAGAAUUCGUUCUUUUAGAUGGGUCGGGCUAUUUGUAUGGGGCGUCUCUGGCUCUCCAUUUUUUGGGAGAUUUGUAUACCAACUUUUGCAAAUCCGUUCAUGGUCUCGGUCAAUAGAAAAGGCGAUGAUCGGGGUUACCGACCAUCCGUUUACGCGAAGUGUCACUCCUACGGCUGCGAGGCUUUCCCUGACCCAUUUCUUAACGACGCCC
Messenger RNA from Fimicolochytrium jonesii, 2176 nucleotides. RefSeq names its product putative GTPase activating protein for Arf-domain-containing protein. NCBI's taxonomy places the organism in Eukaryota, Fungi, Chytridiomycota, Chytridiomycetes, Spizellomycetales, Powellomycetaceae. The coding region runs from base 232 to 1983 and encodes 583 amino acids. The record is from RefSeq and is a predicted model, not a curated record. The transcript is spliced from 5 exons. Gene Ontology annotation, molecular function: GTPase activator activity; protein binding.